This is a messenger RNA of Terrapene triunguis (Three-toed box turtle), 2449 nucleotides long. It is a transcript of the gene SAPCD2, whose product is annotated as suppressor APC domain containing 2. The transcript is spliced from 6 exons. The record is from RefSeq and is a predicted model, not a curated record. The coding region runs from base 50 to 1183 and encodes 377 amino acids. NCBI's taxonomy places the organism in Eukaryota, Metazoa, Chordata, Testudines, Emydidae.
CCAGGCGGCGUUCCCCGCGGAACUUGGUGUAACAAUUUCCAGCGCCCCGAUGGCUCCGGAGCGCGGGGCUCGCCCGCUGCCCUGCGGCACGGAGGGGCUGCCCAGAGCCUUCCUGCAGAGCCUGCGGACCCUCUUCGACAUCCUGGAUGACCGGCGGCGGGGCUACGUGCACCUGCGGGAGAUCGAGUCCCGCUGGCAGGGGGCCGAGGCCCGGGAGCUCCCCCCCGGCGUGCUGGAGGGGCUGCGGCAGGCGGCCCCGGCCAGCGGCUACCUCACCUUCGAGAGGUUCGUGCUGGGGCUCCGGGCCUCGCUGCUGAGCCCGGCGAACGGGGGUAAAGCGGCCCGGCCGGCCCCGGGAGGAUGCGACCCCGCCGCCCCCAAGGGCGGGCCGGGCCGAGGGCAAGGGGAGCCCAGGCCGCUGGCGGAGAAGGGCAGGUGCUCGAGCGGGCUCGCCGGCAGCGCGUCCCGGAGCAUGGAGAAGAUCCCCAGCCCGCCGGGAGCCCCCGCGCACCGGGCCGAGGGGGAGAGCCGGGGCAGGAGCAGAGGUGCCGAUGGGAAGCCCACAGGACAGUCCCAUUGCGAGGGCAGUUGCACGGGGUUGGCGGACGCUCGGCGGCAGGAGAGAGGUCGCGGUGAGCACCGGAGACACACCAUCACCAACGGGGUGGACUAUGGCAUGCUGAAGCAAAUGAAGGAGCUGGAGCAGGAGAAGGACUUCCUGCUCCAGGGGCUGGAGAUGGUGGAGCGUGCCCGGGAAUGGUACCACCAGCAGAUCCAGACAGUGCAGGAGCGCCAGAAACACCUGGGGAAAAACAAAACCACAAACGACUUCUUCCCGGAGGGAAGCCAAAGCCACCUGGGUCGCCUUCUACCCAAGCUGCAGGAAGUGAACCGCUGCCUCGGAGAGCUCCUGUCCACCUCGGGGAAGCCUCUGAACUCCUCCUCGUCGGCGCUGACCAGACCGGUCCCUGCUGCCCCCGUGCCGCCGCCUGCCCUGGCAGGGUCCCAGCAAGCCAUCAGUAUGCUGAAGGAGCAAAACCGGCUUCUCACCAAGGAGGUGACUGAGAAGAGCGAGCGGAUCACCCAGCUGGAGCAGGAGAAAUCCGCCCUGAUCAAGCAGCUAUUUGAGGCACGGGCCCGAAAUAACCAUGAAACAAGCCAGCUGGACUCCACCUUCAUCUAGCCCCCCUAGCUGACCUCCCCCCCCCCAGGCCGGGGCUCUGGGGAGGGGCUGGGCAGGGACACCACUGCAAAAGCAGCCCCAGCCUAGACACCAGGUCUGAGCCUCCAUGGGGCCUAGGCUUAUUGUGGGUUUCUAUGGGGCUGUGACGCCUGCCCAGGUCGCGUUGGUUCCCUUGCUCCUUGGAGAUGCUGCGCCUCAUUUGUGAUAGGUCCAGAGGUGCUAGCAAAGCCCCUGAACUGAUCCCUGUCUGAUACCAGAGCCUGUCCCAGGCCUCCCUGGCAGAGCUCUGGCAUCUCCCCACACCUGUGCUCUAUGUUGUGACUGGACGGCGUCUCCCUCUCAGGUACGCUGCUGCCCUUCUGCCUUGGAAACCGAGCGGGGCACCACACGAGUCUUCCCGAUUCAUUUCACUCGGGGCGGGGGGAGCACCGUACUCCCAAGGUUUUCUCCUCCCUCCAAGUGCUGUUGCUGCAGCUGUAUGGUAUUCAGCCCCUUGCGUGACACGGCUGAAUGCCGGCUGCUUUCCGAAGAGGACUGUGUAUUGCUGUUUAACACUCCUGUUGGCAUCUAAGGGGUACAGUGACCCCUCAGAGGCUAGGCCCUCACGUGCCUAACCCCUCACUCCAGCACCGGGCUAGCUUGGAUGUCUGUGAUGGUACUGUCCCAAGCUUCAACCACUCAUGACACCAAGACCCUAUUUGCAGGAGCUGGUGCAGAUCCUCAUAGCACGAUAGCCCCUCUCUCGUGUUUGGAGGAGCGAUGAAGUAGUCAAUGUUUACACUUCAACUGACAUAAUUAAGUUUUGGGGUUAACACCCCAGUCAGAUGAAUGGGACAGUUCCCAGCUCUGAGCUACUGUUCCAGGCUGCCUCUAGGCUCAGGCACACAUCCCUGCAUCAGUUACACCAUAGAAAAGAUUUUUCUUCUGACCCCACCAGGGGUAACAAGUUUUGGCUUGUUUGAAAUGCACAAGGGAGCAGCUUGCAGGCUCCUGGAGCCGGCCCACUCCUUCCCCCUGACCCCAAGAGGUUUCGGGACUAAGAAUCCCUACCGCACAAACUCAGCUGGAGGGCAGGAUGCAGAUGGACUGUUCCCUUCCCUCCCCACUUCUGCCUGCCUGCCUUCUGAGCGGUGAAGAAAUUGCUGCUUUGCUGGGCUGAACACUGCAAUCACCUUCCCAGGGCAUGACCUGUUUACAGAGGUGGAUGGGUUUUCUGGAAGCAUGAGACACCCUGAGCAGCACCUGUCUCUCUUCCCCCCCCAACCC